AUGGAAGACGAUACUACUACUCAGUCCAAGCCGUUGGAUGAUGAAGAUAUAAACAUAUUGAAAUCAUACGGGUCGGGACCCUACUCAAAGAGCAUAAAAAAGGUAGAAGCGGAUAUAACAGGAUUAGUAACAAACAUAAAUAAAAUAUGUGGAAUAAGAGAAAGUGAUACAGGAUUAUGCUUACCGAAUCAAUGGGAUUUACAAUUAGAUAAGCAGAUGCUAAAUGAAGAACAACCAUUACAAGUAGCAAGGUGUACCAAAAUUAUUAACGCAGAUACAGAUCAAACGAAAUACAUAAUUAAUGUAAAACAAAUAGCAAAAUUUGUCGUAGGGUUAGGUGACAAAGUAGCCCCUAGUGAUAUUGAAGAAGGUAUGAGAGUAGGUGUAGAUAGAACGAAAUACAAAAUUCAAAUUUUGUUACCUCCAAAAAUAGAUCCUACUGUUACUAUGAUGACUGUCGAGGAAAAACCUGAUAUUACAUAUAGUGAUAUUGGUGGUUGUAAAGAACAAUUAGAAAAAUUAAGAGAAGUAGUGGAAAUGCCUUUAUUACAACCAGAAAGGUUUGUAACCCUAGGUAUUGAUCCACCUAAAGGUGUUUUACUUUAUGGUCCACCAGGUACAGGGAAAACAUUAACAGCUAGAGCAAUUGCUAAUAGAACAGAUGCUUGUUUUAUUUGUGUAAUUGGUUCUGAACUUGUUCAGAAAUAUGUAGGUGAAGGUGCUAGAAUGGUAAGAGAAUUAUUUCAAAUGGCAAAAUCGAAGAAGGCUUGUAUAUUAUUUAUAGAUGAAGUAGAUGCAAUAGGAGGUUCUAGAGGAGACGAAAGUGCACAUGGAGAUCAUGAAGUACAACGAACUAUGUUAGAAAUUGUUAACCAAUUAGAUGGAUUUGAUAAUAGAGGAAAUAUAAAAGUUUUGAUGGCAACAAACAGACCUGAUACCCUAGAUAGUGCAUUAGUUAGACCUGGAAGAAUUGAUAGAAAAAUUGAAUUUAGUUUACCAGAUCUUGAAGGUAGAACACAUAUAUUUAAGAUUCAUGCUAAUACAAUGAAUAUGAGUAGAGAUGUUAGAUUCGAACUUUUGGCAAGAUUAUGUCCUAAUAGUACGGGUUCUGAUAUUAGAAGUGUAUGUACUGAGGCAGGCAUGUUUGCCAUUAGAGCCAGGAGAAAAACUAUUACAGAAAAGGACCUUUUAUUAGCUAUAAAUAAGGUUAUACAUGGUUGUAAGCAGUUCUCUGCUACGGGAAAAUACAUGGUAUAUAAUUAG
Messenger RNA from Plasmodium malariae, 1263 nucleotides. RefSeq names its product 26S protease regulatory subunit 7, putative (gene RPT1). NCBI's taxonomy places the organism in Eukaryota, Apicomplexa, Aconoidasida, Haemosporida, Plasmodiidae. The record is from RefSeq and is a predicted model, not a curated record. Gene Ontology annotation, biological process: proteasome-mediated ubiquitin-dependent protein catabolic process. The transcript is spliced from 2 exons. Gene Ontology annotation, cellular component: proteasome regulatory particle, base subcomplex. Gene Ontology annotation, molecular function: ATP binding; proteasome-activating activity; ATP hydrolysis activity. Bases 1 to 1263 code for a protein of 420 amino acids.